Molecule: messenger RNA, 1409 nt
Organism: Ostreococcus lucimarinus CCE9901
Lineage: Eukaryota; Viridiplantae; Chlorophyta; Mamiellophyceae; Mamiellales; Bathycoccaceae
Exons: 1
Coding region: 15-1409 (464 amino acids)
Biological process (GO): glycolytic process; gluconeogenesis
Cellular component (GO): cytosol
Molecular function (GO): ATP binding; phosphoglycerate kinase activity; ADP binding
Source: RefSeq, a predicted model, not a curated record
CGACUUCUCGAGGCAUGCCGCGCGUGCGCGCGCUCGCGGACGCGCGCGAUCUGACGAAUAAAAUCGUUCUCGUCCGCGUCGAUCACAACUGCGUGAAGCGCGGCGUCGUGCGCGACGUGCACAGGAUCGAACAGUCGCUGCCGACGCUGUACAACAUCGUCGAGCGCGGCGGACGACCGAUCCUGAUGACGCACGUCAAUCGACCGCGAAGCGCGAAGACGGGGGAGAUCGCGCGCGAUGACGACGAGGACGGCGUGGCGGCGAUCGUGGACGUGCUGCGGAUGAAACUGGGGGUGACGUUCGCGGCGCCGAGCUUUCGAAGCGACGGCGCGCGAGGGAUACGAAGCGUGGACACGAGCGUGAACUUCUUGCUGGACGAUCUGCGAGCGCGGAGGAUCGGAGGGAUAUACCUGCCGAACACGCGGUGGUUCGAGGGCGAAGAGGCGGGAGAGGGGACGGAGGCGUACGAGGCGCUGGCGAGACAGCUGGCGGGGUUGGCGGACGUGUACGUGAACGACGCGUUCGGGUCGUGGCAGGCGCACGCGUCGACGGUUGGGAUCACGAAAUACUUGCCGAGUUACGCCGGGUUGUUGAUGCAGAAGGAGCUGCGCGCGGUGGAGGCGGUGCUGAAUCCGAAGCGACCGUUCGUCGCCGUCGUGGCGGGGGCCAAGGUGGACACGAAGCUCGGAACGCUCAAGGCGGUGGCGGCGCGGUGCGAUUCGUUGAUUCUCGGUGGAGUGGUUUAUAACGCGUAUUUAUGCGCAAAGUAUGACAUCGAGGUCGAAGGCGUGAGCGAGGGGGACGUGGAGCUGGCGAGGGAGCUUCUGUCGCCCGAGGCGCAGGCGAAAAUCAUCGAGCUCCCGGUGGUUGUGGAAUCCACGUCGCUCAAAGGGUGCGGUUGCAUCCCUAAAGAGGGCGAGUGCGGAGACCCGAAAGAAACGCUAGGGGCCACGCGCGCGCUUCGAGUGAGCGAUCUCCAGCGCGGGGCUAGUUACGGAUACUUUCUCGACGUCGCCGCGAGUUCGUUUGAAGACGAAAAGGUGAAAAACGCUCUGCACGGAGCAAAGUGUAUCUUCGUCAACGCCGUCAUGGGGUUCACAUCCAGUGGAUUUCACGAAGGCACGACCGCGCUGGAUCACGCCAUCGCGGCGAAUAAGGGCGCGCGUAAAUAUUUUGGCGGCGGCGACACGAUUCAAGAGUUCAAGUCGCUCACGCCCGCGCUGUACUUAUCUGCCGCCGUAGACCCGACGUUUUACUUAUUCACCGGUGGUGGUACCGUGCUCAGAGCGUUAGAGUUGGGUGGCGCCGAAAAAUUGGAAACUGUGCAGUGUCUCAUGGCGGAUGACGACGAGGAGAUUGAGCCGCACGCCGAACCAAAGUGCAUGCGAUUCGCCGAUUGCGCGUGUUAG